AUGAUCGACCUGGGAAAACUCGGUGGUGAAGCCAAACGAUGGUACGAAAAUAAUGCUACAUUAGAUAAAUGGGAGAUUCUAAAAUCAGCCUUGCUUGAACGAUUUACAACAGCCGAUUCGUUAACCAAGACAUUCGAGAAAUUGAAGGAACGGAAGCAGAAAUCCGACGAAUCUGUUACAUCAUGUUAUGACAACGUUAUUAAACUGCGCCACGAUUAUGAUCCAACCAUGUCCGAUAAAAUGAUCAUCUCUUGGUUAGAAAAUGACGUGAAAGACUCUCUCAAGAUCUCGAUCAGACGUAAGAUGAAAUUAUUAAUCGAACCAGCACGCACUUCCAAAGCAGUUCUGAAGAUUGCGAAGGUUGAGGAACAACUACAAGAGGAACACGUGCCAGUUCCUGAUCCAACGCUUUCAUACGUUCCUUACUUCACCAAGACGGUGCUAUCAACUACAUCAUAUCAGCGAACAACAGUAACAGCGACAUUUGUCAAACCACCAGAUAUUCAAUCGCCUGUACUGUUAGCCAAUGACAUUACUCUUCCACCAUACUCCGAAACACAAAUAAUCAUAAAAAUUCACGCAAAUCCAAACGAAGCGACCGAAACACUAAUUGAACCAACACCAACCUUAUAUUCGAGACAAAUCUUCUUAACAUAUGCAUUGAUCACAGCGAAGAACAAUAUCAGUGCACUUACCAUUAUCAACGCAACCGAUCGUCCACGAACAUUAUCAAAAAAUACAAAAUACGGAAAACUCUUCAAUCUACGACAAUCAUCCAUUAUCAAAGCAAUUAUUCAACAUGCACUCGAAACCGGACAUCAUCCACCUGUCCACACUCUACCGUAUCGUGUAUCAUACAAAGACGAACAAUCAGGUUAUUUUCAAGUUGGAUUGGCUUCAAAAGAUCGUCCAAAAACCGCAUUUUCAACACGAGAUCUACAUUAUCAGUUUACAUCGAAUACUGGGACUUACCCGGUGGCAAUAUUCAGUAGCCUAUCUCGACGAUGUCAUCAUAUUGAACAGGGAAACAUUAAACCGAACGCCGACAACAUCCACGCACUACUCAAAACACUACGACCAACAACAGCAAAAGAAGCAUUCAGAUUCGUGAAAGCAGCAGAGUAUUACCGCAAAAUUAUACCAAAAUUUUCUCUCAUUACACAACCAUUAUACAAAUACGCCCCCACGACAACAGAACAACGGUCAAGAAAAUCACCUGCUGUAUCGAUCCAACUAUCCGAUGAAGAAGUUCGAGCAUUCGACCAACUGAAACAAAUACUUACCAAUGACCUGAUAUUACGUAUUCCGAAUGAUACAUUACCGUUCGAAAUUCAAACAGAUGCAUUCAAAAUUGACACUGCAUUUGAUGACCCAGACGAUUAUAGUCCAACACAAUCACGAGCAACACAAACUGAAAAUCCAACACCUGCAUCGAUUAUAGCACCUGUCGUCGCCCGAUCAAGAGCCAAACAACAACUGGACAAAGUAGCUAAUGAUAAUCCGAUCAAUCAAUCCCGUGACGAACGAGCAAAGAGGAACAACGAACUUACGCAGAAUAGCUCCUGUAAAAAAACAAUCACCGAACACCAGCAGGUGAUGGAAACUGAUAAUCAAAUCAUACCUUUUACUCAGGAACGAUUAAAAGAACUACAACAUCAAGAUGACGAGAUACAACAACUGAUGAAAAAUAUUGAUGCAUCCGACGACUACAUUAUGAUGGAUAAUAUGUUAAUAAAGAAUUCGAUUCCGCCGGUACCAUUCGUACCAAAUGGCCGUCUUCGAUCCGAUAUAAUAAAAAUCUAUCAUGAUACGCCGGCAAAUGGUGCACAUUUUGGUCGAGACUGA
Molecule: messenger RNA, 1845 nt
Organism: Adineta ricciae
Lineage: Eukaryota; Metazoa; Rotifera; Eurotatoria; Adinetida; Adinetidae
Source: the annotation of a GenBank genome assembly